Carlito syrichta (Philippine tarsier) is the source of this 1868-nucleotide messenger RNA. Its product is annotated as activating transcription factor 7-interacting protein 2. NCBI's taxonomy places the organism in Eukaryota, Metazoa, Chordata, Mammalia, Primates, Tarsiidae. Gene Ontology annotation, biological process: regulation of DNA-templated transcription. The annotation marks the transcript as partial. The transcript has 10 exons. The record is from RefSeq and is a predicted model, not a curated record. Gene Ontology annotation, molecular function: transcription coregulator activity. Gene Ontology annotation, cellular component: transcription regulator complex; nucleus.
ACGUUUUUUUUUUCAUUAUAAUUUUGUCAUACUUGUAGCUAGUAAAUGACCCGCGACGUAACUAUUUGCAAAACGAAUGGGAAAGAAGAUAAUGAUGGUUUAUACACAGGAAAGCAAUUGAAAAUGCAAAUAUGAAGCCUCUGAAUGAAGGACUGAUUACAUUGAAUUCACCUUUUGUGAAUCUUAUCUGCAGAUAUGUACAGACCACAUCCUAAGAUUGACUUCUGCCUCAGGAGGAAUGCAUGAGGAGCACCUUAUUGGAAAUGAUUUGUGUGUUUUAAGAACAGGUGUCUCUAGGAUAUGAAAGAUGGCAAGUCCAGAUAGAAGUAAACGGAAGAUAUUAAAAGCCAAAAAAACAAUGCCUACAAGUUGCCGGAAGCAAAUAGACAUCCUGAAUAAGUCAAGGAAUGUUGAAGCACUGAAAACAACAGCAAUUGGGAGUAAUAUUCCAAGUGGUAAUCAGAACUCAAGUACUGGUGUCAUAACUAGCAGUUGUAGACAUUCUGAAAAUGUUGCUUCCUCAUUGGACUCUAACAAAAAUUCCGUAUUCUUACAGAAAAGUAAAGUAUUCCCUCAGAAUUGCAUAAAAUCAGUAGAAGAAAUUGUUCAUUCAGAAGCAAGAUUGGAAUACGAUGAUAAAAGAGUUGUGUGUCGGUACCAAAAGCCAAGUAAAACAAUAGAUUCUCUCAGCAAACUCCUUUUACAAGAAGCAAAAGAUUCACAGAUUACUACUGAAAACCACUUGGAAUAUCAGACAAAUAUAACAAGAUCCAUUCUUGAGCAAGAAGGGGCUUGUAAUCUCAAAUCCAGUUAUUGUCCACCCAGUGUAUUGAAUAGUGUAGUUCAGGUGGCAAAGUCUACAGUAAUCUUGGAUGAUAAGAGAAAUGACAAGAUGGUUUUACACUCAGAAAUGAACUCCAAGUCAGAGUCACCUGAUAAAAAGCAAAAUGACAAGAUUUUAAGUUCAGACUCAGGUUUUGUGCCUCUUGAGAAAACACCUAAGUUGGUGAAGUCGGUCAAUUCCAAUAAUUAUGCUGCUGACAUUUUGAAAACUGCAGAAUCUAUUAGAACCUAUCAUUCCAGCAUUUCAGAUUGUGAAGGUGCAUACUCAACGUGGCAGUCAUCACUUGACACCAAUAGUAAUAACAGCCAUUAUCAAAAGAAGAGGAUGUUUUCAGAAAACAAAGAAAAUGUUAAGCGCCUGAAAACUUCUGAGCAAAUUAAUGAAAACAUUUGUGUAGCUCUGGAAAGACAAACAGCAUUAUUGGAACAGGUCAAACAUUUGAUUCGACAGGAGAUCUAUAAUAUAAGUUACAAACUAUUUGAUAACAAACUGAAAGAACUGAACGAACGCAUUGGGAAGACACAGUGCAGGAAUAAACAUGAAGCAAUAGCUACAGAACUCUUCACAAAAAUAGCCAAAAUUCAAAGACGUGUUAAGACGGUAUUAUCACUAAGGAAUUGUUUGGAACCAAACAUAUAUUCCAGUAAUACAGCCUGUAAGGUUGCAAAUUCAGAGACCAUGACUUUGGAUAUGAAUUGGGAGUCAGUUAGUAGUUCAGUUAAAAGGAUGACUUCUGUGAACUGUGAACCUUCUAACCCUUCAAAAAAAGCAAGUGAAAAGAUUAAUUUGUCACCAGGUCAUAAUGAGUCUGUUUCUGAAAGUAACAAUGAUGAUGUUAUGUUGAUUUCUGUGGGAAGUCCUAACUUGACAACUCCAAUUACCUCAAAUCCAACAGAUAUUAGAAAAAUUACAUCAGAAAAUUCUAACAACUCACCUAAUGCUGAAAAUGAAGUUAUGGUUGUACAGAAGAAACUUGAUUCUGUAAUUGAUUUGACCAAAGAAGGUCUAUCCAUCUGCAAUACAG